Molecule: messenger RNA, 6004 nt
Organism: Pangasianodon hypophthalmus (striped catfish)
Lineage: Eukaryota; Metazoa; Chordata; Actinopteri; Siluriformes; Pangasiidae
Product: protein NLRC3-like
Exons: 7
Coding region: 98-2740 (880 amino acids)
Molecular function (GO): protein binding
Source: RefSeq, a predicted model, not a curated record
GUGUGUGUGUCGUAUUAACUCUCAAUAGAUAAAAUUGUUUUUUGGAAGUCUUCUCCUGCUGAAGGUUUGAAGAGCAAUCCCAAAGGAGUAAUGUAAGAUGGAGACACUGCUAAAAGCUUUGGAUGAUCUCACAGAAAAAGAGCUGCACAGAUUUCAGUGGUUUCUAACUACAGACAAUGUAUUGGAGGGUUUCCCACCCAUCCCAAGGAGCAAGCUGGAAAAUGCUAAUCGACAUGACACUGUGACCAAGAUGAUGGACAGUUAUGGUCAUUUUGGAGCUGAGAAGGUCACACUGACCAUCCUGAAGAAGUUGAACCACAACCAUCUGGCUGAGAUGCUGGGAAGCAAACUUGCUCAAGGAAGACUUGAAAAAGAAACAGUUACUGUUCCAGCAGCAUUGUCCUCUCUUCAUCCACCCUUUCAGACUAUUAACAUCUCGUCUACUUCCAUCUCAGGUAAACUGAGUGCACCGUUAUUUCGGUACCCUCUUAGAGUCCCAUUACAUUGUUCCUGCAUCAGUAGUGUUUACCAAUCCCAAGUCUCUACUUUGUCAGUUCAUAUUUUAGUCUGUUUUCCAGCUUCAUUACAACUUCUUUCAAAAACAGAGUGUCAAGUCUCGGGCAACCAGUUGAAGGAUGAACUGGUCCAAAAAUCUGAACGCAUACUGGAUGGAGAUUCAGAGACUGGUCACAAAAAGUACCUGAACGAUAUCUAUACAGAUCUCUACAUAGUGGAGAAUGAGACAGGAGGAGUUAUUGAGGAGCAUGAGGUGAGGCAGAUUGAGGCAUUGUCCAACAUACCUGCCGGGGAGGAAAUUCCAAUCAAGUGCAAUGACAUUUUCAAACUGCAGGCUAAUACGAACCGACGUAACAGAAAAGUGUUAACAAUGGGGAUCGCAGGAAUCGGUAAAACCUUCUCAAUCACCAAAUUUAUACUUGACUGGGCUGAGGGAAAGGAGAACCAAGACAUCGAGUUUAUUUUUCCUCUCCCUUUCCGUGAGCUGAACAUGAAGAAAGAUGAACAAUUCAGCCUGAUGGAACUGCUUUAUGAAUUUGUCUUACAUUCUAAUGAGCUCAAGUCGCUUCCUUUGGGUGAUGGAAAAGUCAUGUUCAUUUUUGACGGGCUCGACGAGUGCCGCUUCAGUUUGAACUUUGAUGACACUGAGAGACUAAAGGACAUUUACAAAAAAACAUCACUGAGCUCAAUAAUCACAAACCUCAUCAAAAGAAACCUGCUUCCCUCUGCUCUCAUAUGGAUAACCUCCCGACCUGCUGCAGCUCAUCUCAUACCUCGAGACUACAUUGACCAGGUGACAGAAGUGCGAGGAUUUAACAAUGAGCAACGGAAAGAAUACUUCUACAAACAUUGUCAAAAGGAAUUAGCUGCAAAAAUAGUCACACACAUCAUGAAAUCAAGGAGCCUCUACAUCAUGUGUCAAAUUCCAAUCUUCUGCUGGAUCUCUGCUUCUGUGCUUAAGACUCUGCUUGAAAAUGAGGAGGAUACCCCCACAACUCUAACUGGGAUGUACACAAAAUUUGUUCUUCAGCAGUCUUACAACAUGAAAAAGAAAUACUGCAAAAAAACCUCAAAGCUUUUCAAUUCUGAAAAAGUGAUCCUGCAGCUUGGAAAAUUGGCUCUGCAUAACCUUGAGAGAGGUGACCUGAUAUUCUAUGAGGAAGAUCUUAAGAAAUGUGGGAUUGAUAUCAGUUUUGGUUUGGUGUACUCAGGUGUGUGCACUCAGAUCUUCAGUCAGAACCAAAGUGCCUCUGGUAGAAAGACCUUUAGCUUUGUCCAUCUGAGCAUUCAGGAGUUCUUCGCAGCUUUGUACGUCCUUCACUCACACUGCAAAGGCAUAAAAAGUAAUGCACUUCAGCCAAGAACCUUGACAAACAUCAUUAAGUGGGUAAACAAGACAACUGCUGACCUUCAACAGUAUGCUCUUUCUAAAGCCUUAACGAGUGAGAAUGGCCACAUGGACCUUUUUGUACGUUUCCUUUUCGGCCUUUCUGUGGAAACCAACCAGCACGACCUGAGGGAACUCCUGCCCAAACUGAAGACAGAGGUGAAACCAAAGGACAGGAGGCAGAUAGUUUAUUUCAUCCAGGAUAACCUAAACAGCAAUAUCUCAAUAGCUGCAAGCCUCAAUCUCCUAGAAUGUUUAAGAGAAAUGAAAGAUGACUCCCUUCUGUCUGAGAAAUUCAACAAAUAUUCACCUUUACAUUCAGUGAGUUUCACAGGAGUUCAGUGGUCACUUUUGGUGUACAAUUUGCUGAAUUCAGAGGAAAUUCAAGAGAAAUUUGACCUCAAGCAACAUGCACAAUCAUCUAAGGGACUUAGAAGACUGCUGCCAGUGGUAAAAAUUACCAAACAAGCUCAGCUGGAUAACUGCAACCUAAAGAAAAAAGCCUGCAAAGAUUUGGCAUCAGUCUUCAGUGCUGAUUCACCCUUGCGAGAGCUGGACCUGUGUGAGAAUGAUAUACAGGAUACAGGAAUGGAGCUGCUCUCUGUUGGACUGAGAAGCAUGCACUGUAAACUGGAGAUACUGAGGAUGUGUUACUGUAAGCUCACAGAAAAAAGCGGAGAAGUCUUGGCAUCAGUUUUCACUUCAGCAUCUUCACGCCUGAGAGAGCUGGACGUCAGCAACAACAACCUGCAGGACUCAGGAGUGAAAUUUAUCUCUAUCGGAUUGGAAAAUCCACACUGUAAACUGGAAAUACUGAGGUUUGCAGCCUUUACAUGACCAACAGAGCAUGUAAUUACAUGACCUACCUGCAAUUAGUUCCCAUUUACUGUUUUACAUACAAUUUCUCAUUGGUGCCACAAAUAAAUCACUGGACAGGCCACGUCCACAAGUGACAACAGUACCAGUUGAUACACACCCACAAGGGCCAAACUACAAGUGAUAUGAGUGACUUGUCAUUUGCUAGUGUGAAUGUAGGGUAAAAGGUCAUAUGCAGAACCCUAGAAUAGUGUUUCUGUAUCUGAAAGGGGUUAAGUAGAACAACUUAUCAAUUAUAAUAUAUCAAUAUAUAGCAAUAUAUCAAUUAUAGGAAGACCUUCACAGGAACCUUUUUUGUUUAUUUAGUAACUUUAAAACUGACAUUUAAAAUUAAGACAAGAAAAGCAAAAUGUACUUAUCAUUACAUUUCUCUUGGUCUCGAUUUUUCAAGACUUUCUGGCUGUUUAGUCACAAAGGAAGGCUGUUCUUAUUUGGCUUCAUCUCUAAGAUCAAACUCCUCGUCACGCCUCAUAUAUCUUGAUCUGAGCUACAAUCAUCCAGGAGAUACAGGAGAGGAGAUGUUCUAUGAUCUACUGCAUAAUCCACACUGGAAACUGGAGACAGUCAAGUAACCUACUGUGCACCUCUACAUUCACAAAGCCUAAGACUUAUUAUCCAUAACUACAUGGAAAAUGGCACGAAAUGAUUAAUCUAAUAUUAGAUUAUAGGAGUGAGUGGAAGUGAGGAACCAAUCAGUUCUUAUGAGUUCAGGAGAUGUGGAAUUAGUCCCUCAUCAAUGUAAACUGUACCAAUCACUCUCCAUCACUGUUUUCUUUGCCUUUUUUCCAUUUUAGAAUGGCUCAUGGAGGGGAAAUCAGAAUGAAACCAGGGCGACUAAAAUAUGCCUGUGAUCUCACACUGGAUCCAAACACAGCAAACCGAAAGCUCCAGCUGUAUAAUAAUUAUAAAUGUGUGAAACCAAUAUGGACUCAUAACCUCACAUUGAGGAAGUAUCAUCAUCCAGACAGAUUUGAUGACUGGCCACAAGUCCUAUGUAAACAGCCUCUGUCUGGACGCUGUUAUUGGGAGGCGACUUGCAGUGGUGGGACUGCUAUCAUUGCAGUGUCAUAUAAACGAAUCAAAAGAAAGGAAUUAAAUUCAUGUUUUGGAAAGAAUGACGUGUCCUGGUGUCUGAUCUGCACUCCUGAAGGUUAUAGCGUCGUUCACAAUAAUCGUACCACACACAUUCCCAAACCCGUCAACAUGGGGUCUGAAACACUGGGCAUGUACCUGGACUCAGAGGCUGGAACACUGUCUUUCUACACCUACAUCAGUAAUACACGAAUGCUUCUGCACCGGCUCCACGUCAAAUUCACUGAACCCCUUUACGCAGGGUUUGCAUGUGAUGUACAUAUUCCUCCAGUCAUACACCAACCAGCCAACUACAUUAAAAUCAAUGACAGGUUUACUGAAUAACACGGAUUAUAUUGUUACAGGGAAAUAUUAGGCAGCAAGUGAACACUAAGUUGAGCAAGCAUAAGCAUGGGAUUAGUGGACCACUAAUCAGUGGAAGAAGGUGGCCUGGUCUGAUGAAUCACAUUUUCUUUUACAUCACUUGGACGGCCAGGUGUGUGUGUUUCGCUUACCUGGGGAAGAGAUGGCACCAGGAUGCACUAUGGGAAGAAAGGAAGCCGACAGAGACAGUGUGAUGCUCUGGGCAAUGUUCUGCUGGGAAACCUUCUGUCCUGGCCUUCAUGUGGAUGUUACUUUGACACAUACCACCUACCUAAACAUUGCUGCAGACCAGGUACACACCUUCGUGGCAAAUGUAUUCCCUAAUGGCAGUGGCCUCUUUCAGCAGGAUGAUGCUCCCUGACACACUGCAAAAAUUGUUCAGGAAUGGUUUGAGGAACAUGUCAAAGAGUUCAAGGAGUUGACUUGGCCUCCAAAUUCCCCAGAUCUCAAUCUGAUCGAGCAUCUGUGGGACGUGCUGGACAAACAAGUCUGAUCCAUGGAGGCUCCACCUCACUACUUACAGGACUUAAAGGAUCUGCUGCUAACGUCUUGGUUCCAGAUACCACACACACCUUCAGAAACCGUGUGGAGUCCAUGCCUUAAUGGGUCAGAGCUGUUUCCGCAGCACAAGGGGGACCUACGCAAUAUUCGGCAUCUGGUUUUAAUGUUAUGACUGAUCGAUGUAUAAUACAACUAUUAGGGUAAUAGUUAAUUAGGUCGCUCCGGCAACGUGUAGUGACUGCUGUUGUUGUUACCUGUCCAAUGACUCUUUAAGAAAAAACAGUAGUAGAAAAAACAACCAGCUUGCAGCCUACUAUAUGAUUUAUACACAGAACUAUUUUUAAAAUGUAUGUAAAUUUGUUUUACACGGUACCUGUUAGACUUUGUACUAGAUUUGUUGGCUUCUUAGCAAAGUGUGCUAACUGUAUUAGCGACAUCCACUCACCAGCGGAAGGUAAGAAUUAAAGUUGAGUGAAGAUUUGUAUUUGUAUGACUUCAUCAUAUCAUACCGCACUUGCAGAGAAUUGAGAGACUCACUAGUGUGAAUAUAUGAUUAUAUGCAUGUUUUUUCAUUCAGUAGAUUAAGUAUUUCUCUAUGUUGUAUGGUUCAUAUGAGAUUUCUCCCUGGUGAUCUGCUUUACACAAUUUGCCAGACAUCAGCAGGAAGACUCGGUCACUUUGAGUAGUUAGCCAUUUUCAACUCAUUCGUGAAAUUGCCAUUGUAUUAUGGGUUUUGAGGAUUUUCCACCAUGUAGGUCUAGUAUCAAUGGUACUAGAUAUCUGAUAUGAUGCUAUUUUGAGACAUUCGAGUGGAUAACUCAUGUGCAGAUUAUAUGAUAAAUCAAGGUUCACCAAGAAGAAUCUGGACUCGGAUGAGUAACAGUCCAACUAACGCUCCUGGUUUUCCUCACAAUUAAUUCAGAGUAGUCUAACCUAAUUUUAGCUUUUGCAGGGAAUUAACAUCAUGUAAAAUAGAGCAUUUAUUAACCUAUUUAAUUUAGAAGUGACAGAACUCAACAGUAAGUGGACACAGAUAGCUGUGGGGAAAGUGUGUAAACACAGCUAACACUAGCUAGCAAAAAAAAAAAACUAACUAAUUAACUCAUAAAUGUAACGACGCCAUUACGCAAAUACACGUGACAACGCUGGAUACUGAACUUUUUAACAUGACAAAAUCAUCUUCUUACUGACAUCCUGUUAAUAAAGUGGAUUUAAUCUAAAAAAACAAACUAUCUUUUGUGGUGAUUUUCACAUUACUAACCUGCAAAC